Messenger RNA from Podarcis raffonei (Aeolian wall lizard), 1191 nucleotides. RefSeq names its product family with sequence similarity 174 member A (gene FAM174A). Lineage: Eukaryota; Metazoa; Chordata; Lepidosauria; Squamata; Lacertidae. The record is from RefSeq and is a predicted model, not a curated record. The coding region runs from base 179 to 673 and encodes 164 amino acids. The transcript is spliced from 3 exons.
GGUCACGUGGGAGAAGGCCGCCUGAGGCGCGAGGGCGGGAGUCUCGGCCGGGAGACUUCCAUGGCCGCGCCGUGUGAGGGGAAAGAUGAGGACUUCCGCUCCUGCUUCCUGCUCUCCUGACAGGCCCCGCGGCGGCGCUUAGGCCGCGCCCAGCGGGCGCACGGUUGGACGGGCUGCCAUGCGGCGGCUGGGGCCGGGGCUGCUCCUCCUGCUGCUGCUGGCCGCGCUGUGGGGCGGGGAAGCGCUCCCGGCUCAGGGGGUCCUGAGGCCGCCGCCGCCCUCGCCGGCGCCGUCGUCAUCCUCUGCCUCCGCGGCGCCCGGCGGCCACGACGCCGCGCCCGCCCUGGGCAGCAGCAGCAGCGGUUCCCCCGUGGGCGAGGCGGCGCGGAGCAGCAAUGCGAGUGGGGUGGGCAGCGUGGCCGCCGCCGUGCCCGCCCCGCCUGAGCGCAACCAGCUCAUGACCCAGCGCGCCCUCUCGGUCCUGGUCCUGGCCAGCGCCGCGCUCAUCGUCUACUUCGUCAUCCGGACCGUGCGACUUCGACGAAGAAACAGAAAGACGAGGAGGUAUGGGGUUCUGGACACAAACAUAGAAAAUACAGAGCUGACACCAUUGGAACAAGAUGACGAUGAUGACGACACAACACUCUUUGAUGCCAAUCAUCCUCGAAGAUAAGUAUGUGCCUUUUGGGAGAAUAUUACAAUUGUGGAGCAACGAAAGAAGGCUGUACAGAAGGAAUAAGAAGCCAAUAUCAGGGUUGGGUGUAUACAAGUGAUCUAUAUUAUGGCAUCCUUAGUUUGUUGCAAUAAACACUCUAACAUUUUAUUGUACCUUUUGUAUAUACAGAAAUAUUUUAAGUUUGGAGUCUAUGGGAAAUGUGCACUAAAUUUAAAACCUAUUUUAAAACAGGGUAUUUUCUGCUUAUGUUAAUUCUGUAUGGUGAUCUUCCUUCCACAGAACACUAACUGAGAUAUAUCUGUGGGUUUCUUGACCAACUUAAUUUUUUUAGGUGAGUGUCAAGUGUGAUAACUUACUUAUGUGAACUCUCAGCGCCUACUCUUUCAUUUAACAGAUAUAUUGCCAAACUUAACUACCCGUGUCAGAGGGGUGUUCCCUCUCCUUUGUAAACUGGAUGUACAUUAUAGAUCUGUGUGAGUGAUGCAAAUAAAUGUUUACAGUAUUCCUAACACUCA